GCCUGGGAAAACAAUUCCUGGGAACCCAGCGUCCAGAACCAGAGGGGGAGUCAGAAUUGGGAAGAUGAAGGAUCGAAGCAAAAAAGUGGAAUCAUCCCUGGAUGGUCUCGCAAAAAGCAGAAGAAUGACUGCACUGACAAGCAAGACAAGCAGGAUUGGAAUGCCUGGAACACUCAGAAUGAAGGUUGGAAUGUUGAUGGCUGGCAGAAUUCACGGUCCAAGAAGUCAAAGGAUAGUGAUGAUCACAACAGCAGAUCUCGCAAAGCCCGAGAUGUGCCUCCCGUUUUGUAUCCUCAGGCCUUUAUCUCAGACAUCCCCGUGGAAUUUGAUGAGAACAUGGUGAAUAAUAUGCACACUCAAUGCGGCGUGGCGCGCCAUGAUUUGCCAAUCUCUGUGAAAUUCUUGCCAUCCAAGGACAAAACGGGGGAGACUUGCGCCUGCAUUACUCGCUACGAGAAGGAAGAGACUCUGGAAUUCGUGAUAAAAACGAUGCACGGAAAACAGCUCAGCACGAGAAGCGGUAAGCACAAGACCGUAGGCGUGAAACGCGCCCGCCCUGCACGGUGGAUGGUCAAGGCUGGCUUGGCACGAGAUGAAGAGCCAGGUCAGGUGCAGCACGAGGAUGCAUUCAAAAAGAAGUGGCCGAAGCAGGUCAACAAGGAAAACUUUGAUGUCGUGGUUGCUCCAAAGCAGCUGUUGGAUGAAUGGGUUGAACAUGAAGGCACCAUCAUUCAGUGGUAUCCCAGUCAGGCAUCAGGCUUCCUUCGCACAAAUGAUGGCGUUGACCUUUUUGCUCAGUCCAAUUGGUUUUUAAAUUUGGAUGACGGAGAGGUGCCAGAGAUUGGACGUCGCGUGGUCUUUGAGGUGACUUGGAACAGAGACAAAGAUCGUUACCACGGCCGCAACAUUUGCUUAGUGAAACCCACCGAGCACUUUCCCAGCGACCUUCCGGAUGGGCCUCAACUUCCGUUGAUGAUCACGCCAGAGCAAUAUGAGCCGGUGGAAGGCCUGGACUACUUCUGCAACAUUUGGAAUCUGACCUCGGCCACGCGGCGCUGGCUUCUGAAACUCACUCCAGAGGUGCAAGAGAAACUGAUCAAUGAGUUCGAUGAUUCAUUUGUUCCAGAUCCACUCGAUCCUUCAGAGGAGAUUACUCUGCAUGUAUCCUCUUCAGUGGCCGUUGGAGGACUUCACAGCAACAUCACAGAGGAGGUCCUGUGGAAACUCUUCAGCCGUUUCGGCAAAGUACAGAGCUGCAGGUUUUUGGGUGGCACUGCCGUCAUAGAGAUGGAGGACGAAGAGGAAGCGCUCCUCGCGGUCCAAGAUGUCAUGCUCUCAACUGACUGGCCAGGUGCCUUAGUGGCCUACUUCUACCAUGCUACGCCGCCAUUGGGCCUACGAGAACUCCCCGAAGGUCAACGCAUCUUCGGCAUUUGUAAGAAGUGGAACCGUGCGACUGGCUGUGGCUUCAUUACAGCGAAUGGUGUAGGCCCUGACCUUCCUAUCACCUCUGAUACCUUGGAGGAUGUGGUGACCUUGAUGCCAGGUGCACCAGUACUUUUUAUGGUGGAACGGCAGUACCAAUCUGGCUUCGAUCACUCCGUGGCAGUGAUCGAUCGCUGCAUGGGCGACCGUCAAGCUGUCCGUCAGCAAGUGAGUUCCACCUUCGGCACAGACUCUGCGGUGCGCAACUGGGCUCGGCAGGUAUUGACAACACUUCGUGGAAUUGAAGACCUAGAUGAGUCGCAUCGUUGCGCACUUCUGGAGCUCUUGAAAUCAGGACAAGGAGCUUCGAAUUCAGAGUUGAAAAGCUCGAAGGUCCCGACCAAGAGGAAGCGGACUGCACCGAAAAAAGACACUGCACCUGCGCCUCAAGAGGUGCCAGUCACCCCAGCUGCAUCAGCUGCACCAGCUGAAGCAGCUGAACCUGGGCCAGUAGCCAGUCCUGAGGACAGUGAUGUGGAGCUCACCUUCGAUGACCCGCCCCCGAAAGGCCGUGUGCCCUUGGGGCCCUUGGACCUGGACGAAUCAGAAUGA
Cladocopium goreaui is the source of this 2037-nucleotide messenger RNA. The record is from the annotation of a GenBank genome assembly. NCBI's taxonomy places the organism in Eukaryota, Dinophyceae, Suessiales, Symbiodiniaceae.